Oryza brachyantha (malo sina) is the source of this 1336-nucleotide messenger RNA. Its product is annotated as phosphatidylinositol N-acetylglucosaminyltransferase subunit P-like. The transcript has 5 exons. The record is from RefSeq and is a predicted model, not a curated record. Gene Ontology annotation, biological process: lysosome localization. The coding region runs from base 605 to 985 and encodes 126 amino acids. Gene Ontology annotation, cellular component: BORC complex. NCBI's taxonomy places the organism in Eukaryota, Viridiplantae, Streptophyta, Magnoliopsida, Poales, Poaceae.
CUUCACCUAGAAUCCGCUGUUCGCUCUCGUCUGGAGCCGUAGAGCCCGGCGACGGCGCCGCCGGCGGCCUCCUGAACCGCCCCUCCUCCCGCCGCGCCGUGAAGACCGGCGCCGCUCGCCUUGCCCCUCCUCUCCUCUCCUGGCCGCGCGCCGCGAAGACCGGCGGCCGCUCGCCGGCAGCGCCAGAUCCGGUGACUGCCGUUGCCUCUGUCCUCCGGCCGUCCGCCCGUCGCCCCUCGCCUGGAGGCCUCGCCCCGACUCCGAGGGCUGAAGAACCUGGUGGCCGGGCGGCGGCGCCAGUUCCAGCGGCCUCUCCGGCGUCUGCUCGGCAGCGGAGGUCUCUCUGGGUCAUUUAUUCAUCUCCGGUCGAUCUCCCCGUCCGUCCAAUUGGCCUCCGCUCCCGUCUCCUCGGCCGCCGCUGCGCGGAUCUCCAUCCUUCGAGCAGCAGGGGGCGCUGGCGUCCUGCUGCGUCUGCCGCAUCCUCGCCCGCCGUCGUACAAAAUAAACCAGCCAUCUUUGCAAACAUUGAACCCCUGCUACGUGGACGUGUUAUCUUUCAGAACACAGCUGUGACUUUUGUGGGAGUUGAGAAUAGGCGGAAGCCAUGGAUAAGUUGCCACCGGUGGUUUCGCCAGAGACAGCUGCGGCUGCGGAGGUGGCGGUGCAGUUCAGGUCGCUGGUCGACAACGAGGACAUCGGCACCAUUAGGCAGACGCAGCACCUCAUACUGGGGAGAUUGCAAGAUAGUAAUGCAGUUCUCACACAUUUUAACGAGUACUCGGAACAAUGCUUUGCGGAGGUCUCUAAUGACUUUGCUAGUAAAGCUCGUCUUCUCAAGUCCAUGAAGGCUGAUCUUGACCAUAUUUUCUUGAAGUUGAGAAGCAUGAAAUCGAGGUUAGCGGCAACAUAUCCAGAUGCUUUUCCCGAUGGUGCAAUGGCAAAGACGAUGGACCAAAGACCAGAUCUUGAAAGUCUUAUGGAUUAAAUGGUUUAUCAUUAUGGUAAUGAGGUCACCGGUUGAGUCAUUGUGUUUCACAUCUUGACAACUCAAGAAGAAUGUUCUAUGUGCACUUAAUUUUUCUUUUGCUGAAAAUGUAUUUGAGAAACGUUUGCUUCUGUUUAGAAAGUUGUGACCUUGUACUACUAUGUUUUUUUAGAUAAUGGAUAAGUUGUAACCUAGUAUAUACAAUUUGUGUCUCUAGAUCAGCCGAUCUCUCACUUUUGUGUAUUAACUUGCGGGAUCAUAGCUGCUGUAUUUCCGUCAAUGUUUUGAAAUUAAUCUUGUUAUGUAGCAAGAAGCUCUAUCGACAUUGAAAGUUUAGGGAAAACAAGGAUU